Molecule: messenger RNA, 858 nt
Organism: Penicillium roqueforti
Lineage: Eukaryota; Fungi; Ascomycota; Eurotiomycetes; Eurotiales; Aspergillaceae
Product: general transcription factor IIH subunit TFB6 family
Exons: 2
Coding region: 1-858 (285 amino acids)
Cellular component (GO): transcription factor TFIIH holo complex
Source: RefSeq, a predicted model, not a curated record
AUGUCCCCUGCCUCAGUCAAAAAUGAGCAAGACAGCGACUCCGACUCCGACGUCGAGUUCGAGGAUGUCCCAAUCUCCCUCCCAAACAGACCCAGAAACAGAGAAGACAGAGGAAUCCCGAUAACCAUCCCCGCAACCCCGCAACCACAAUGGACUCCAACCCUAUCACUCCCGCCACAGCGAAGCCAACCCAUCCCCUCGGGCUCCGAGGAAGAAGUCCAGCUCCGAGGCCACAUCAGCACCGGCAUAGAGAGAGUCACGUACCGCAAAAUGAAAUCCGACAUGGGUAUGGACGCACCGGGUACGCCCGCCUCAGAACGCAGGUAUAAUGGCUUCAAAGAGCUCGCUGCAGAUGUGGAGGGUCUUAUUGAUGCGCUUUGGGCGUCGGCAACACCGGCAAUCCAAACCGAAGCCCUCAUAACCCUAGCAGGCCUAACCCAAACCUCCCUCCCAGCCUUCCCCUUCGAUGCCCCACCGACUCUAAACAUCCUAUACAAGCUCGAUUCCGUCUUCGCAGCACUAUGUACAGGCACACACCCACUCACCGGCGCCGUUCUACCAGGUGCACAGCUGGGCCACUCUCUCGUGACCGAGACGCAGAAGGUUCGGAUCCGGAGUUUGGCGGAGAGGACUAGAUAUGAAGUGUUCUCUUGUUUGGAGAAGUCGAAAGAUGGAGUUAAUGCUGGUACUGUUAAUACUGGCGGGUAUGGAUAUGGGGAUGACGAGGACGAGGCUAGUGGCGACGAGGUCGAGCCGUGGAUGUUAGAGGCCACGCGGGUUUAUGAGAAGAGUCUUAUGUUGCUUGCGGAGCAGGAUCCCGAGGUGGACGCGGGGAUGGAUGAGUUCAACUGUUUGUAA